Molecule: messenger RNA, 1155 nt
Organism: Balearica regulorum gibbericeps (East African grey crowned-crane)
Lineage: Eukaryota; Metazoa; Chordata; Aves; Gruiformes; Gruidae
Source: RefSeq, a predicted model, not a curated record
AUGACCAGCCCGCCACUGGGGGACUUUCGGCACACUAUGCACGUGGGGCGCGGCGGGGACGUCUUCGGAGACACCUCUUUCCUCAGCAACCAUGGCGGGGCCGACACAGCCAAAGCCAACAACUUCUUCGCCCGGACGCUGCGGCACGUCCGCCGGACGCCGUUGAGGAGCCGGGGCAGUGGGGGCCAAGCGGGGGCAUCGCCUGCCCCCCCGCCCGUCUCACCCAUCAUCAAGAAUGCCAUCUCGCUGCCACAGCUCAACGAGGGGACAUACGAUGGCAGUGGUGGCCGGGGCUUGAACAGCAAGUUCUCCUUCAAAAGCGCCAGCCAUCCCUUCUGCCUCACAGGGCUGGAGUCCGGGUUUUGCACCAUCCCUCGCGUCCCUCGCUUGGAAAAGGCCCAAGAGAACGCCUUCCCCGCAGAAGCAGAGCUGAAGCGCUCAGACUCCCUGCUCUCCUUCCGCCUGGACCUGGGGCCUUCUCUGAUGAGCGAGCUCCUCCAGGUGAUGAGCUUCUCUGAAACCAAUGGGAGCGAGGUGGGGGAAGAUGACCCAGACCUCCUGUGUGGGGAGGGGACCAAGGAUGGGGUCCCUCCAGCAUCAGGUGCAUCCCAUGGAGAGGACAAGGCAACAUCCAGUUUCUGGGACCACUCUGGGCAGAGCAGCCUGUCCGGGGCCAGUUCACUGCCGGGACUGUCGGUCCAUGCCAACGGAGAGGCACAUGCCAUCGAGGGCACUGGAGAGGACCCUGCCUGGGCUUCCAGGCCAGGGGCAGCCCCCAGAGGGACUCCGUGGCAGGGGUGCUGGAACGACUGCACCAUCGAAGCGGGAGAGUUUGACCGGGCGGCCCAGGUCCUGGCCCGCCAUUAUGGUGGGACCAGCACCCCACGGAGCUCAGAGAAGGGUGAGGGGCCCCGGCAGGCCCGGAUGCAGACCCUCAACUCAUGGCGUUGGCAAGUGACAGGGGAGAGCCGGUACCCCGAGGCCACCUGGAACCAAGGAGAGGAGGAGGAGGAGGAGGAGGAGGAGGAGGAAGAGGAAGAGGCCAAGCUCUCCAGCCUGCAGGAGGGGUACACUGGUGCCCGGGGAGGACGCAGCAAUUCCUUUGAAUACGCUGAUGAAGAGGAGGAGGAGGAUGAUGAUGAAGUCAAAGUGUGA